AUGCCCAUUUCUGGCCCUGGGGAGAAGAGACCCGAGCUCAGUUAUGGAUCAGUUAAGCCAGAGGUGAUUGUGUAUCCAUCAAAGAUGGCUCCCCUGGGACACCACAACCUGCUUGUCUGCUCUGUCACUGGUUUCUAUCCUGGGGACAUUGAGGUCAGGUGGUUCCUAAAUGGGCAGGAGGAGACAGCUGGGGUUGUGUCCACAGGCCUGAUCAGCAAUGGAGACUGGACCUACCAGAUCCUGGUGAUGCUGGAAAUGAUCCCCAAGCGUGGAGAUGUCUACACCUGCCAAGUGGAGCACUCCAGCCUUCACAGACCUGCUAUUUUUGAUCCUUGGUGUCUCUUUUCCCCAAAAGCACAGUCUGAAUCUUCCCAGAUUAAGAUGCUCAGUGGAAUUGGAGGCCUUGUGCUGGGGCUGAUCUUCUUUGGGGUUGGCCUCAUUGUCUACAAGAGAAGUCAGAAAGGAAAUCAGGGUUCACAACCAACAGGUGAGAUCCUUCUAUCCAGGUGCAAUCAGGCUUCUCAUUGCUACAGUCUCUGCCAGUGGGGCCUGAACCUAAGAAAUGACUUGGGGGCUUAG
Molecule: messenger RNA, 579 nt
Organism: Trichosurus vulpecula (common brushtail)
Lineage: Eukaryota; Metazoa; Chordata; Mammalia; Diprotodontia; Phalangeridae
Product: HLA class II histocompatibility antigen, DRB1 beta chain-like
Exons: 4
Coding region: 1-579 (192 amino acids)
Biological process (GO): positive regulation of T cell activation; antigen processing and presentation of exogenous peptide antigen via MHC class II; peptide antigen assembly with MHC class II protein complex
Cellular component (GO): MHC class II protein complex
Molecular function (GO): MHC class II protein complex binding
Source: RefSeq, a predicted model, not a curated record